AUAGGGGCUCAUACAAUACCUAAAACAAAAUAUAUACCAGUAACUGUUUCUCGGUAAGUGAGAAGGAAUCGGUUGCGCUCGAGCUCCACCAUUGUAGCGUGGUGCCUUCUUCUUCAAUUGCGCUCAGGUCUGUAAUUUUAGGAUUAGGGUUAGGGUUUCGCAUAAAAUAAUCCAGGCACAAAAUCUGCGAAGCUGGAGAGGCACGGAGACCACCUGGAGUCCCAGCGCGUCUCGCAGCCUGGGACUUUCUCUUCCUCUUCGCCUUGGCCCUCCGUCGAUGCUCACCACAACAACCAUCUUAUCCACCACAAUCACCACCAGGAUUCCAACCACUACGACCACCACCACCAUGGCAACCAUUCUAAUGGCCCCUUCCAUCCGGUGCCUUUUUCUGUACGCAGAAGGGCUUGGUCUCAGCAUAAUCAAGGACUCUCUCCAGAUAACAUUGAAAGCGCCCUACAUGUUAAACUUUAUGUUGCACAGGUUUCCCGAAUAGCGACAGAGGAACUUAUUCGCCCCUUGUUUGAGCAAUUUGGAAGCGUUAUUGAGGUUGUGAUUUUGCGGAUAAGAGGACUGGCCACCAACAAGGUUGCUCCUGCAGGAACUUGUUUUGUGAAAUUUGCAACACAACAUGAAGCAGACAGGGCCAUUACAGCUUUAAAUAAUCAGCACUAUUUUCCUGGGGAAGCCUUCCCGAUGACAGUUAAAUAUGCCGAUGGGGAAUUGGAACGCCUUGAGACACUUGGUAAAGUGUAUGUUAAUGGCCUUAACAAGGAAGCUUCGUGGAAAGAAGUUGAGGAUAUAUUUUCACCAUACGGUCUUGUUUUAGAUGUCUACAUUUUGCGUGAUGAGCUGAGGCAGAGUCGAGGCGCUGAUUAUGCUUGGCUCAAAAACCGAAAGAUGUCCUGGGUUCUGUUUGACAUCACAAUAAGUGAAGCCAUUCUGAUUUGGUGUGGAUUUGUAAAGUUUUCCCAGAUAGAUAUGGCUCUGGCAGCAAUCAAAGCAUUAAAUGGAACCUUCAUUAUGAGAGGUUGUGCUCAGCCGCUUCUUGUUCGUUUUGCGGAUCCUAAGAAACCAAAGGGAAUAGAUUCAAGGGGAAAUUUUGGAUUUAGCAGCGGGAACAUUGGACCCCACUCUCAAGAACCAUUUAGGCUAGUAUCUGAUCAUGGUGAUCCCAUGGGAGGGCAUAAUUUUCAUAGUGCACCGUAUCCUGUUCAGCAAACUUCAAACCCACCUAUUCCCCAAUUGGCAAACCCAGAACCCCUAGCUUCCAUUGUCAUGCCACCACCACAGUUGUGUAGGAUGCCUUUACAACAGACACAGAAUACACAGAGAUCUUCUCAGACUUCUCAAGUAGAAGCUAAUGAGACCCAGAAGCAGCAUCUGACACAGCCAUCUGGGCAAAUUAUUGGGCAGCAGCAAAGUUCUCAGACAGUUGCUAGCAAUUCUACCUCACCUGCAUUGGCUUCAAGUCAUGAAACUGCAGUUCCUCUAGAGUGUGACUGGAGUGAACAUACCUGCCCUGAUGGAUACAAGUAUUACUACAAUUGUGAAACUUGUGAAAGCAUAUGGGACAAGCCUGAGGAGUUUGCUUUGUUUGAGAAACAAUUACAGACGCAGACAGAGACACAGCCGCAAAAUUCCUCUCACCAUCUUCAAUCUACAUCGGUUCUUUCUAUACAACAAAGUGAUCAAGCACAGGUAGAGAUUCAGACACAUGCCUUCCAUCAGACACUCCAACUUCAGAAACCUUCCUUGUCUUCAACGGAACUUGAUCAUUUGCAAAUCCAGCCACAAACUAGUCCUCUAGUUGGCCCAACCUGAGUUUGACAGGGUCUAUCUGGGGAUAUUGCUCCGAAAACUCUGGAUUCAGAGAGGUAGACAGGAAAAGAAUGGGGUCCCACAGAGUCCUCUAGUUCUGUUCCGGCCCUCCUCCUACUUAGUUCCUGUUCAUAAAGUUCAGAUCAUUCUUCUUGUUUCUUAUGCAGAAUGGUCAAUUUUCUGUUUCUAGAGAAGACAAUUGCAAGCCUGUCCGGUCUGAGGGAACCAUUAGUUAGCUGUUGGAAGAUUUGCAAGAUCCUGAAAUUUUGUGUUCACUCCCUCCGCCCUCAUUUCUUCAAUCGUAUUUAAUCGUUUCUCAGUUUAUCUUCAUAUUUAAGUUGCUUCUGUAGGCAAGAGGAAUUCAAGAAGCGUUUGGUUGGUGAACAAUAGUGGUGUACGCUUAGGACAGGGGGUCUUCUACCUAUUAGACACAUGUAUAAAAAUGUACCCACCCAAGCUUUAAAUAUGGUGGGUUGUUAGUGUCGUGCAAUCGACGCCUUACUUGCCCGGAGAUUUGUACCAUAGUCCAGUUAUUUUACAGAUGAACUGAAGUAAUUAUUCCCAAUUAGAAAGUUAAUCUUUGGCCCUCACUGCCCCAUAUGAUGUGAACACAACAAUUUUGUUAUACAUCUUUUCGCUGAA
Molecule: messenger RNA, 2463 nt
Organism: Malus domestica (apple)
Lineage: Eukaryota; Viridiplantae; Streptophyta; Magnoliopsida; Rosales; Rosaceae
Source: RefSeq, a predicted model, not a curated record